AUGCUGUGCUGUAUGAGAAGAACCAAACAGGUUGAAAAGAAUGAUGAGGACCAAAAGAUCGAACAAGAUGGCAUCAAACCAGAAGAUAAAGCUCAUAAGGCCGCAACCAAAAUCCAGGCUAGCUUCCGUGGACACAUAACAAGGAAAAAGCUCAAAGGAGAGAAGAAGGGCGACGCUCAAGCUGCUGAGGCCGAGAUGAAUGAGAAGAAGGAUGACGCUCCUGCUGCUGAUGGCGCCGAGAAGAAGGAGGGAGAAGGUCCCACUGCCACUGAAGCGGCCACUGGCCCCAAGCCUGAGGAGGCCGGUAAAGCAGGAGAAGCUCCCUCUGAGGAGAAGAAGGGGGAGGGCGCCUCGGAUGCUGCAGCAGAGCAGGCAGCUCCCCAGGCUCCUGCCCCCUCAGAGGAGAAGGCCGGCCCUGCUGAGACAGAAAGUGCCACUAAAGCUUCCACUGACAACUCGCCGUCCUCCAAGGCGGAAGAUGCCCCAGCCAAGGAGGAGCCUAAACAAGCCGAUGUGCCUGCUGCUGUCACUGCUGCUGCUGCCACCACCCCUGCUGCAGAGGAUGCUGCCACCAAGGCAACAACCCAGCCUCCCACGGAGGCUUCGGAGGGCAGCCAAGCCGAGGACAAGAUAGAAGCUGCAGAUGAAACCAAACCUAAGGAAAGUGCUCGGCAGGAUGAGGGUAAAGGAGAAGAACUGGAGGCGGACCAAGAACAUGCCUGA
Messenger RNA from Pipistrellus nathusii (Nathusius's pipistrelle), 723 nucleotides. The record is from the annotation of a GenBank genome assembly. NCBI's taxonomy places the organism in Eukaryota, Metazoa, Chordata, Mammalia, Chiroptera, Vespertilionidae.